Carcharodon carcharias (great white shark) is the source of this 750-nucleotide messenger RNA. Its product is annotated as class E basic helix-loop-helix protein 23-like. The record is from RefSeq and is a predicted model, not a curated record. Bases 1 to 750 code for a protein of 249 amino acids. Lineage: Eukaryota; Metazoa; Chordata; Chondrichthyes; Lamniformes; Lamnidae. Gene Ontology annotation, molecular function: protein dimerization activity. The transcript has a single exon.
AUGAACGUUGCGGAAGGAGAUCUAUUUCACAGCACAGCAAGCAUCUCUGUCAAAGGGAGGGAUGAGUUAAAUUCCAUUGUCAAUGACACAUAUAUUGAUCUGCCCCAACGCUACGGCCAAUCUACUUAUAGCUACAGUGGCACUAGCCGAGGUGCUGAAACCCGGGAGAGCUGGUCUGGACAAAGCUGCACUCCAUACACCAUCAACCAGGAUCCAAAAGCAACAGAAAGCAGCGAAGAGCAGACUGGGGACGAGGAAGACAGCGACGGUCGAUCUGCCGGGAGCACAAGGAAUCCGGGCAGUGACAACGAGGGCAAACUAAAAAGUUCAAUCGGCAAGAAAGGCAAAGAGCCGCGAUCACUGAGGCUGAGUAUUAACGCGAGGGAGAGGAGAAGGAUGCACGACUUAAACGAUGCACUGGACGGUCUUCGAUCUGUGAUUCCUUAUGCCCACAGCCCAUCGGUGAGAAAACUGUCCAAAAUCGCCACUUUGCUUCUGGCGAAAAACUACAUCUUGAUGCAGGCUCAGGCUUUGGAUGAAAUGAGGCGACUGGUAGCGUAUUUGAACCAGGGCCAGGCAUUGACAGGACCCAUUCCAUCUGCAGCUGCAUUGACCAACACUCUGAGCUCCUUUGGACAGUCUGCUGUUUAUCCAUUUACAGGCACUUCCAUUGCUACUUGUCCGGACAAAUGCGCUCUAUAUACAGGAACACCCUCCAGUCUUUGCAAACAUUGUAACGAUAAGCCUUAA